This is a messenger RNA of Penaeus monodon (black tiger shrimp), 1959 nucleotides long. Its product is annotated as protein spaetzle 3-like. Bases 127 to 828 code for a protein of 233 amino acids. Lineage: Eukaryota; Metazoa; Arthropoda; Malacostraca; Decapoda; Penaeidae. The record is from RefSeq and is a predicted model, not a curated record. Gene Ontology annotation, biological process: regulation of Toll signaling pathway; innate immune response; central nervous system formation. The transcript has 7 exons. Gene Ontology annotation, cellular component: extracellular region. Gene Ontology annotation, molecular function: growth factor activity; Toll binding.
AGUGAGCGCGGGAGCCUCGCCGAGUGAGCAAGGGGCCAGUCCGCUACGAAGGCCGUUCUUACCUCUCUGUCGUGUGUUAAGUUUACAGAGAUUUUGAUAUAUAACGAUUUCUUCAGAAACUUGACUAUGUAUGUAACUGUGCUGUGGACGGCGCUAAGCCUGGCACUCGGGGUCGAGGUCCAGGGAGAGAUCAUCCGGGGUCUGCCAUGCAUCCAGAGACACAAUCAGCUGUUUUGCCGCACAGCUGGCACGUCUUACCCAACUGAAAAGAUCGAGCGGUUCAUCGACGAAAACAAAGCCCUUAUGCGAAGAAUGUAUGGUGAAUUUCUAGAUAAUUUCGACACUAUACAGCAGUCGAUCCAGCAAUCCCAGAGCGGUGGUCGUACCUUCCGCACGGGUCGUUCCGUCGAGUCCUUCGCCGACCAGAUUCCCGAGCUCAUGAUGGACUACCACCCGGACGACCAGCGUGGCGAGUCGUUCUUCAGUCACAUCCGCAACAAGCGCCAGUCUCUCCCGGGCAGCAUAAACACCAACCCGGACAGAGUCGAUUCGUGCGAGAGCAAGACCGAGAUCGUGACCCCCUACUGGGCCAACAACUCGGCAGGCAAAGUGAGGGCCAUUGUCAACACCAACGAGUUUUCACAGGCCAUCCACCAGGAGGUUUGCGUCAAGCAGUCGACGAAGAGGUGCGGGGGCGAGUGCGCGUGCGAGCAGAAGUACAAGUGGCACCGUCUCUUGGCCUACGACCCCGACAACGACUGCCGAGGGAUCUUCAUGGAUUGGUUCCUCUUCCCGUCUUGCUGUUCCUGUCGCUGCACUCCGCUCUAAGAAGUCGUCUCCAAGAAGUCGUCUCCAAGAAGUCGUCUCCAAGAGUCGUUCCUCUUUUGUGUGUGGGUGUGGGGGGGGGGAGGGGGGGAUUUCUUCGAUUUUUGAUUCCAAUCUCUCUGGAAGUCAUUUUUUCGCUUGAUUUUUUUUUUUUUUUUAUUCUUUCUAAAGUCGUUCCUUUCUAGAAGUCAUGUCUGAAAUCGCGUCCUUCUUUUUUUUUUGGGGGGGUGAUUUUUUUUUUUCUAGAACCUCUCCUCCCUAAAACUCAUUUCUAGAAUAAUUAUUUUUUUUUAGAACUUCCUCUUUCAAGAACCAGCCGUCUUUAGAUCUUGUGAACAUCCCUCUGGAAUCACUUCUCUUCGGACCUUCUUUCGUAAAAAAAAAAAAAAAACUCGUUGGAACUUUUUUGUUGAACCAAUUUUCUCUCUCCAAGGAGCACUUUCUAUCUAGAAACUACUUCCCACUGUAACUUUAUUUCUAGAUGUACUCCUCUGUAGGAUCUCUCUCUCGAAGUUGGAUCUUCUCUAAAAUCGUGUCCUUUCUAGAGAGAAUUCUAAUUACUCCUCUCUAGAUUCACCACUAGAAUUAUUCCCUUGAUGGAACGACCCCAAACUAGAACGAAUUAUUUCAAGAAGUAUUUUUAUUUCCUAGAGCAGUUCCUGUCUAGAAAAGCUCAUUUCUAGAAUGAUUCCUUUCUCGUCUCUAAAACGAGUCUUUUCUAGAAUUAUUUUCUAGAACAGGAUUAUUCUAGUUCUCUUGAACGAUUCGCGGAUUUAUAGAAGCUAAUUCCCCAUAUCAUAAGAUUUUUUUCUCUGUUCUUUCUGAUUCUCAUUCUCUUGUUAGCCGACUUUUUACUAUUAUUAUUAUUAUUAUCCCUCGUUUUAGACCUAAACCUGCUUAUUUUUUUCGGACUAUAUCUCAUUUUCAUUUCGAAAUUAUUCCAAUUAUUUAUAAAAUGUCUUCUCACUAUCUUCUCUGUAUGUUCAUUUACCUGCACUUGUAAAAUUUCUUUCGUAUUGCAAAAUAAGUACCUUUCAUUUAUUUCUGUUUAUUGGUUAAAUUCAAAGAACACGAUGCUGUAGUUUUGUAUUUCAUUCUGUAAUAAAUGGAAUCAUUUUGAGGAAUACAGUGAGA